Molecule: messenger RNA, 883 nt
Organism: Brassica oleracea var. oleracea
Lineage: Eukaryota; Viridiplantae; Streptophyta; Magnoliopsida; Brassicales; Brassicaceae
Product: nuclear transcription factor Y subunit B-8
Exons: 7
Coding region: 182-709 (175 amino acids)
Biological process (GO): regulation of transcription by RNA polymerase II
Cellular component (GO): CCAAT-binding factor complex; nucleus
Molecular function (GO): protein heterodimerization activity; DNA-binding transcription activator activity, RNA polymerase II-specific; RNA polymerase II cis-regulatory region sequence-specific DNA binding
Source: RefSeq, a predicted model, not a curated record
UAAAAAGAGAGAAAAGUCAGAAAACCUAAAUAUCUCAAAUCGCAGAGGUUCUCAUCUCUCCAGCGUCCGAUCAAUCUCUCUUCCCAGCAUAUCCUUGCUUCCUCCUCCAAUCAACACACCUCUCUAUUUCACUCCCGCGCCUUUUUUUUUCGAAUUCUUCUUCUGGGUUUGUUUGUGUUAGAUGGCGGAGUCGCAGGCCAAGAGUCCCGGAGGCGGUGAGAGCGGCGGAGACCAAAGCCCUAGGUCGUCGUCGCACGUCCGCGAGCAAGACAGGUUUCUUCCGAUUGCGAACAUAAGCCGAAUCAUGAAAAGAGGGCUCCCUGCUAAUGGUAAGAUCGCUAAAGACGCCAAGGAGAUUGUCCAGGAAUGCGUCUCCGAGUUCAUCAGCUUCAUCACCAGCGAAGCGAGUGAUAAGUGCCAAAGAGAGAAACGGAAGACCAUUAAUGGAGAUGAUUUGCUUUGGGCUAUGGCCACUUUAGGUUUUGAAGACUACAUCGACCCCCUCAAGGUUUACCUCACUAGAUAUAGAGAGAUGGAGGGCGACACAAAGGGAUCAGCAAAAGGUGGGGAUGCAAAUGCAAAGAAAGGUGGCCAAUCAAGCCAAAAUGGCCAGUUCUCGCAGCUUGCUCACCAAGGAUCUUUCUCGCAAGGUCCUUACGGCAGCUCUCAAGGUCAGCAUAUGAUGGUUCCAAUGCCGGGCACAGACUAGUAUCAUGGUGUUCCCACACGGCUCGUCUGUAUAUUAUUGUGUUGUUGUUGUAAAAGGAUGCUUUUUUGCUAUGCAUAACUGUAACAAUAAUCAUCUCAUUGUUUGUUUGUUUUCCUUUGGAUUGUUCUGAACAAGUCAAAGUAUUCUUAUUUAUAUUUGGUUUGUGGAUUGUUU